This is a messenger RNA of Vicugna pacos (alpaca), 9246 nucleotides long. The record is from RefSeq and is a predicted model, not a curated record. NCBI's taxonomy places the organism in Eukaryota, Metazoa, Chordata, Mammalia, Artiodactyla, Camelidae.
CCCAGAGGGAGCGCGUCGGGCCCCAGGGCCCUGGGAGCGCAGCUGAGGACGCGUCUGUGUUCUCUCUGGAGCCGGGUCGGCUCUGCUGCGGUGAGUUCCGAUUAAAGCUUUUGGUAGAAACUACUUAACCUUUUAAGUUUUUGACUUACCUUUAGUGAAGAGGAAAAGCAGCUUGAAGUUUGUAAUAACUAAUACUUUUCAUGGUACGAGAAUUAAUGUGUUAUUAGAAGUUGGUAAAUUUAAAUACUUAGAUGGUACGUGAAGUCAAAAUAGAAUUUUCAUAUGCUUCAUUUUUAGGGAAAUGUUUUACAAUAAUUAGACCCAGUGUAGUCUGUCAUUUUGUUUACUGCUUCAAAUAUGAUUUGUAGUCACCUCAGACUUAACUUUCUUUCAGGUUGUCUUGAACCAAAUCUAGAAUUCCCUUUCCUUUUUUUUAACACCUUUUUUUCUUUAUGGUUCCUGAAUGAUAAACUACACGUAUUUCGGAUGCACAGUUUGAUGAAUUUUGGUAGAUGUACACACGCAUGAAACCACCACCACAAUCAGGGUAUCUCUACACGCUGUUUCUGUAGCUUUUGUGAUCAGCGCCUUAUCCUUGGGUCUUCCUUGGUCAGUGCAUCGAACACAUUAGUUGUGUCUGGUUUAUUUCCCGGCCUGGAGAUUCUGUGACGAAGUGACGCUGAGCGUCGCUCCGCAAACGCUUCCUGGAGGCGACCAGUUAGUUCUGUUGACACUUCAACCGUAGUGUUAUUGUAGGUUUUUCUAGGAGUGGAGAAGACUUUCCACUAAGCCUGCUCUGAAGAAAACGAGGAAAUCAGAAGCAAGCUGCCUUUCCACCGGGGGUGGUUGCCGCUGGCUGGCAGGAAGGGGGCAAGUGCUUGUCUCGGGAAGCUGUCCUGCGUUGGAGAAGGCCUGGUGAGCGUGGGCUGCCCUGGGUCACCGCUCUGAAAUUCGUUGGCAGUGUGGGUCACUCGGGAGCUGUCUGAAGGAUUUCGGUGCCCAGUAAAUUAAGGGUUUAAGGGUCGAGAGGGUCCAGGAGAGAACAGGAAUCGCUCAGUGUUUGCCUGAGCACAGUUUCCUGCUUGAGUGGGCCCUGUGGUUGAAAGUGAACCUUUUCACGCCUGCUUCCGUGCGUUGCAGUGCCAGCCUCCUUCCUGGGCCCGCCACUGAGGACGUGUGGAGCAGGGGCCCUUUGAAUCGCUCUUUUGUGAGGAAGAUCGGUUCUGUACGCAGGCACGGGGCAUAGGAAAGGCGUGUGAAUUUUGAGCCUUAGGCAGAACUACAGAACUGUCGAAGUUGGACUCGGUUGGAUGCUUGCAUCGUGAAAUGGACUUCUCCGUGUUCAGCUUGGCUCCUUGAUCUCUUCACCUGUGCGCGCCCUCUCACCUUUCCAUGGUCUUCAUCCCUCCUGUUACUGCUGCUGCCCAUGAAGGGGUUCGGCUGGAGGCCCCGUAGCCCUUUCCUUCACACAGUUUGGAAUUACCUAUAGGCGACGUGGGUGACGGGCCAGAAGCAACGUCACCGUGAGUGCUCAGCUCUUCAGAGUUUUCCUUCUUCUCUGGGAGGUGGUCGGGUUGAGCCCGGAGCCCUCUCUCAGCUUGAAUCGGCUCUGCCACUUCCUCGCGGUGGAGUCGGCCCCUGCCUCCCCACUUGCAGAGGCGGCUGCCUGCGUCACAGGGUGGCUGUGAGCUCCGGCGAGAGCACAUGUCCCUCAUUGUCACUGUGAUCCUUGUUCCUGCGUGCUCACUGCUCACUGCUCUGGGAGAGAAUCUUUUUAAUAACUAUUGAGAUUUCAGAGUAAUAAAUUGCAGUAAAAUCUAAAAUAGUAUAUGUACAUUAGUUCAAGAGGUGCUUAAAUGGGAUAGAAUUAACAGUAAUAUUUCUUUCAGGCUGUUACUUGGAAGUUUCAGGAAUAAUUUGUUCAGCCCUGGAUAAUGAAAGGAUAGCUUUUGGAAAGGUAAAAUCUUGACUCUCAUGCAGGUGCAAAAUACACGCGUGUCAGAGCAUUAUUUAAUUCAGUGGUUAAUGGGAACCAGUUCCGAGGGAAUUCAGGGCCAGGCGUCCGGGCAGUGAGGGCCGAGGUGCACCAGCACGUCCACCGCGUGGCCGUCAGUUGCAUCCUCACCCGCUGGGCGCCCUGGUCCCUGUCAUUCCUCACCUGUGUCCUGCGGCAGAGCCUCCACGAGGAACAGAGGAGACCUGGGGAGUGGACAGGGGCCCUGGGCAGGCCCUCCAGACAGUUAGGACGUCCAGGAUCCUUCUUGCCUGUGUAAGGUCUUGCACAAGUUUUUGGCCAAAAGAAGAAGAGGACAGAUCCCGGGUAGCAGGAAGACGAAGGUGAGGGUGGGAAGGGCUGGAAACCAGGAGGAGAGGGCGGUUUGGGCCGAAAAAUGCUUCUCCACGCUCCUUUUCACUUUUUAAAGGUUCUGUCAGCAAACCUGCAUUUGUUUUAUUCUUUGACCUCAGCUGGAGAAGUCUUAUUUUAGAAAAAGAGAAUAGAAAAGGACAAGCAGAUGUGAAAACGUCGAUGUGGGUCGGUCUUAUUUCCCUGACUCACUUCGUAUUUUUCAGUCCAAGUCUUCCGUCUCCAUAGAGAAUGGGUUACAAUUCAGGUGAGGAUCCCUAAGAGCAUUUCCUUACUAUCUGUCUACCUUCUGUUUUGUUUCUGUCUAUUAAUGUCACUUUGGGUUUCUUUUAUAAUUAAAAGGCUGGGGGGGACCUAUUUUCAAUUUUUUAAAAAAUGUCGUCAGAGAAGGAGUAACAGGAUUUAAUUAUUCGCUUGUUGAAGAAUUGUGAGUGCUUGUUAGAAAGAACCGUGGUCCCGACGAGUUCCCACAGUGAAGUGGUGAGGUUGCCUUUGGAAGAGGAACCACCCCCGGUGGUGGCAGUGUGGGUGUUUGUGGGAGCGCAGUCGCAUGUACUGGGUGGGUCCCUGAGGGUCCUGCCGUGGCAGCUGGUUCUCUGAGCAGGAGAAGCGGGUGGGGGUGACCCGGGCCGGAGUGCUCUGCCAUGAGUCAGGGCUGGAGGACGGCGCUGUUGGCGCCCGCGCCGUGGGCUGCCGCCUUCCACCACAGGCUGGCCAGCUGGCAGUUACGGGCCUCCCUCGGCUGCUCAGCCCUGAUGCUGCGUACACAUGGUGCCUUGACACCUGUCAAAGUGCUACUAAUUCCUCAGAAAAAAAACUUCGCUUUGGAUUGAGACUAAGGUUUGCUUGUAAAAAGUCAGUAUUUACGAUUUAUUAUACUGAUCGUCACAAAUAUGUGUUCUUUGCACUGCUUAGAUUAUGAGAGACAUUAAAAUUGUAAAAGAAGGUAAAAACUGGUUCAUAUUAAGGAAAAGCCUUCACUAGGUUUUAUUUCUUAAAAGCACUCUUUGCCUAACAUGAGCAUAUUUACAAGUAAUGUUUUUGCAGACAGCAGCUCUGUGGGAGUGUGGGUGCUGAAGCGGCGCACGGCCCUCCUGCUCCGUGCGGCCCGUGGCUGCUCUGUGCCCCUGUCACUGGGGCGCAGUCCCGAGCGGCCAGCUGGUCUCGGUCCCGCGCCACGUGGGUGUGUGAGCAGCGCAGGUCUUGCUUCUCACCAGGCUGGAUUUCCAGCAGAAGGAAGAGGCAGCGUUUUCCUGCUGCGUCCAGAAAGUGAGGAGAGGCGCAGAGUCACUCCUGGUGUGAGUGUGGGAGGGAGGCCGCCUUUGGGGAUUCACAGAAGCACGUCUGUGGGCUGUGGUGCAGGCCUUCGGCCCCGAAACGGCGUGAGACCAAAACAUAGGAGAAGCCCACACCCUGCAGCGAGCUGGCCACUUAAUGCAGCGGGACGCAGGCACUGGAGUGAGAGCUGCGGGUCUGAGCGAUGCGCUCAGGGCGUGGGAGCCGCUUUCCGCUGCCCUUGCACCCGCGGUGAUGCGGCGAUGAUGCCGUGCCUGGUGGGACGCUUUCUCAGGAGGAUUUCUGCUGCCCUGUGGCUCACGGGCCGUCAGCAGGGCGUGCUCGUACUCGAACGUGAGUGCAGGUGUGCCGUCCUGCCUCUGUCCACGUGGUCCGUGUACUGGGUCCCCCGAGACCGGACCUUCCAGGAGGUCCCGUCUCGACUCACACGGCCCUCUGAUGGGUCUUCAGCUUCCGAAACGGUUGAUUCCUUAGCGAAAACACUUCACGGGUUACAGCGUGGGCUGUGUGCUGCUGUCCCCUCCAGCUGGUGUGAACGUGGCUUUGGUUUGUGUUACUCGGCAUAGUUUGCUGUCACUGACUGUUGGCUGCACUCGGUGGGCCAGAGCCUACGAUCCUGCCUCACCUCUCCAGGCUUCGCACCCCGGACCUAGUGUGUCUGCCUCGGCUGAGGCUGCUGUCAAGACCGUUAGCAGUUUCCCACACCCGAGUCACUGCCCGCCCCCCCCCUCAAUUCCUGUCUUUCUAGGUUUGUAGCUGUCACUUUACGCCACGCCUAGGAUUCUCAGGUUCUUGAUUUGACAGCGGAAGCAUCGGCUUCUGUUCUGAAUGUUUACUUGCCCCGUCUCUGAGGCUGUUUCCUCACCGCAAAACGGGAAUCUGUAACUCACUGUGUUACGAGAAUCGAAUAGAACAGUGCUUUUGAAAAGAGUCUGUUAAAUACAAAGAACUAAGUGUAAAGAAUAGAAAUAACAGCAGGUAACCCUUCUGAACGUUUAUUGGUGUCGAGAACCGCGGAGCUUUCCGCGUGCGUUGCUUUCACCCUCAGCGUAUUCCUAAGAGGAAGACACUGUGGCCCUGCCGUCCCCGUGAGCAGACGGCACCUUAGGGAGGCGAAGCUGCGUCCUUGAGGCUACCCAGAAAGCUUAGCAACCCUGCAAGCCCUGUUGGGCACUCCCCGCCCCUGUGGGCGCGCCCACGGAGCGGCACCGCCUCCUGGCGCUGGCGGGCUGUCUGCUUUCUCCAGGUCUCCCGUUCCACAUUUACUUUUAGGUGCCUUCAGCUGUAAGUAGCAGAAAAGAAAAGUUCGUCUUGGUUUAAACAAAAAAGAUACUUAUUUUUUCGUAACAUACGAAGUCCAGAGAUGUUGGUCUCAACGACUGGCUGAGCCAGUGGCUCGGAAACUUCACCGAGACGUGAGGAGCCCAGCUGGCGGGUCUCCUGCCCUUGGCAUGACGCUGAUUUCCUUCCUGACUGCAGGAUGACGUUAGCGAUUUCUAGCGGUGAAGCUGUAGGAAUACGUAGUAAAUAAUCAUGUUACAAUAAAAAUACUGUUGAAACAAUAGUAAUACACAAUAGGUAAUAAAACACAGCGAAGCCUAGGGCAGAAAGACGUGGUCUCUUCUUGAUUUUCCUUAACAGUAUGGGAACCUUUCCCGGAGAUGCUUCCACAGCUCUUUCUUUGGAUGCUGUUGGUCAGAACACAACCCCAGCAGUGAGGGGCACAGAGGGCACGCUUGCUCCGAGUGAUCCGUGUUCACACUCGGGCGGGACGAGUGCCAGGCCGUGCGGGUGGCUUUGUCUGAUCCGGUGGGGAAUGGAUGUCGGGUCACCAGCUAACGGUGCACGUGGGAUCCUCAGGAAAUUAAAACUAGAACUACCACACGAUCCAGCAGUCCUGCAUCUGAGUGCUUAUUCUAAGGAGAUGAAAUCGGGAUCUCGGGGUGACCUGCACCCCAUGUUCACUGCAGCAGGAUUCCCUGUGACCGAGAUCUGGAAACACCUAAAGGUAAAUUUCCCCAGAAGGACUUGGAAGCGCUGUUCCCUGGAAUGAGUGCUGAUUUUACGAGUGAGAACUUUUCGGCUGCCUGGUAUCUGAUAGAGAACCACUCCAGCACCAGUUUUGAGCAGCUCAAGGGAGCGGUCACCCACCUGAAGAGACAGGCUAACAAGAAGAGCGAGGGAAGCCUGGCAUACGUGAAAGGGGGGCUCAGUACCUUCUUCGAGGCCCAGGACGCCCUCUCAGCCAUCCAUCAGAAACUGGAGGCGGACGGCACAGAAAGAGUAGGGGGGUCCAUGACGCAGAGGCUGGAGGACGUUCUGAACAGAGCAAGUAACACGGCGGACACGUUGUUUCAAGAAGUCCUAGGGCGGAAGGACAAGGCCGACUCCACCAGGAACGCCCUCAACGUGCUGCAGAGGUUCAAGUUCCUCUUCAACCUCCCUCUGAACAUUGAGAGGAACAUUCAGAAGGGUGAUUAUGAUGUGGUUAUUAACGAUUAUGAAAAGGCCAAGUCUCUUUUUGGGAAAACAGAGGUGCAAGUUUUCAAGAAAUACUAUGCUGAAGUAGAAAUGCGGAUUGAAGCUUUGAGGGAAUUACUUCUGGAUAAGUUGCUUGAGACGCCGUCGACCUUACAUGACCAGAAACGUUACAUAAGGUACCUGAGCGACCUCCACGCCCCGGGCGACCCUGCGUGGCAGUGCAUCGGAGCCCAGCACCGGUGGAUCCUCCAGCUCAUGGCCCACUGUAGAGAGGGCUGCCUGCCGGACCUCCCAGGGUCGCCAGGCCUGCACGGCGCCGCGCUGGAGCUGGACGGGGACUCGCGGCCCUCCGUGCUGGGCCACCUGGGCCAGACGGCGUCGCUGAAGCGAGGCAGCAGCUCUCAGCCGGGUCGCGAUGACACGUGGAGGGACAGGACCCCGCACCGGGUGGCCUUUGUUGAAAAACUGACCAAGCUUGUCUUGAGUCAGCUGCCCAACUUCUGGAAGCUCUGGGUCUCCUACGUCACCGGAAGUCUCUUCAGCGAGACUGCUGAGAAGUCAGGCCACAUUGAGAGAUCGAAGAACGUAAGGCAGAGACAGAGCGAUUUCAAGAAGAUGACGCAGGAGGUGGUGCACUGCCUGGUGCGGCUGGCCCGUGGGGCCCUGCUCCCGCUCAGCGCCGCGGGGGCCGGCGGCCGGCAGCUCGGGGGCGGGGAGGCAAAGGCCGAGCUCUCGGGACAGUGGCUCGCUCACGCCAUCCAGACCCUGCGGCUGACGUACGAAUCCUUGACCGCUCUCGAGAUUCCUAACGAGCUGUUACAGGCGAUCCAGGACCUCACUCUGGACCUCCGUGUGCGCUGCGUGGUGGUCACGCUGCAGCAGGCGGCCGAAGAAAUAAAGCGGCUGCCGGAGAAGGAAGACUGGGUUGUUGACAGCGAAGGCCUGACUUCCCUACCCUGCCAGUUUGAGCGGUGCGUGGUGCACACCUUGCAGUCGCUGAGAGGGGUCCUGGAGUGCAAGCCCGGAGAAGCCAGCGUCUUCCAGGAGCCUAGGACCCAGGAGGAGGUCUGCCAGCUCAGCACCAACAUCGUGCAGAUUUUCAUACACUGUCUGGAGCAGCUGAGCACCAAGCCCGACGCCGACGUGGACACCGCACAUCUUUCCACAGACGUUUCUUCUCCUGAUUUGUUUGGAAGUAUCCAUGAAGAUUUCACUUUGACUUCUGAGCAGCGACUUUUGAUCGUCCUCAGUAACUGCUGUUACCUGGAGCGUCACACCUUCCGAAACAUCGCAGAACAUUUUGAAAAGCACAACUUCCAGGGAAUAGAAAAAAUAACACAGGUCAGCAUGGCCUCGCUGAAAGAGUUGGACCAGCGACUCUUUGAGAGCUACAUCGAGCUGAAGGCAGACCCCAUCGUCGGCUCCCUGGAGCCAGGCAUUUACGCCGGCUACUUCGACUGGAAGGACUGCCUGCCGCCCACAGGUGUCAGGAACUACCUGAAGGAGGCCGUGGUCAGCAUCAUCGCCGUGCACGCAGAGGUGUUCGCGGUCUCCAAGGAGCUGGUGCCCCGGGUGCUGUGCAGGGUGGUGGAGGCCGUCUCCGAGGAGCUGAGCCGGCUCGUGCAGUGUGCCUCGUCCUUCAGCCGGAACGGAGCCCUACAGGCGAGGCUUGAAAUCUGCGCUCUGAGGGACACUGUGGCUGCUCACCUGACACCUGAAAGCCGGUCCAGUUUCAAGCAGGCUCUGGAAGCCCUGCCGCAGCUCUCGAGUGGAGCAGAUGCAAACCCCUCCCCGCAGAGAAGGAGCUGUCACCUCUGGACCACGGAGCUGGCUUCCAGCCAAACUGCCGACGUCACUGAGAGUCCGCAGGACAGCAGUGCUCCAGCGAUCCCCGCGCCGGCACACCGGCUGUGUGCAGAGCGACCCCGGGCCACGCUGCCCACCCCGCGGAGGAGACAGGGCCCUGGGUUUCCAUCCCUGCAACGGCCCAGAGAGCCGGGCGGGCUCGCGUUCCCGGGAGCCGUCAGCUGUGGGUGGUCGUGUGUGUGUGUGUCCUGUGCUGUCCCGGAGAUCCAGUGGGUCACCGAGCAGGUUGGAGGGGGUGGGAACACAUGCCCCAGCUCCACCGCCCAGGAUGUCGGGCGUGAUGCCUCGGUCCCCCGGCCCCCGCCCCCGGCCCUCGCCAGCACAGCCGCAGGGCCGGCGUGGGGCAGCAGUGGCAUCGGGGCCCCGAGCCUCCCUGCCGUUGUCACUGGAACUGGCGCACCCUCACGUCCUGCUGUCCAGCUCUCUCCCCCCCGGAGCCUUCCAGGUGCUGCAGCCAGAACAGCCCCUCCCCACCAGCCCCACUCCAGCCCCUCCGCUGCCGAGGACAGAACAGGCUGCCGCCAGGGCUCCCUCCGCUCGUGCCCCCUUCCUGCCCGCAAGGCGCCAGCUCUCCUUCCUCCCGAAUGACAUCUGCUCCUGGGGCCAGGGCGGCCAAGGGCUAGGGCAGGCAGGCGGAGGCCCGAGAAGGCCGUGGCUCUGGCCAGGCGGGCAGCCGGGCCUGGGAAUCGGAUGGGGAAGGGUUUGGAAGCCCAGGCCCAGAGCCUGAGUGUGCAGGUCCGGGAGUCAGGGAAGCGAGAAUCACCAUCUGGGGCAGGAGUUAAGGGAUGAAUUCCAGAUAUUUCCAUGAAAGCUGUGACUCGGCUCCAAGCCCACAGAGACCCUCCAGAGGCCCCGGGGACCCCGGUGUCCUCACGCCCCCGGCACCUGGGUCCCGCCUUGAGGGGUAGCCUUGCUGAGGACCACGGCCCAGGCCCCCGGGUCCCUGGACCCACAUCGGGGCCUGUCCGCCCCUGUGAGUCCCGCCCGAGUCUCCGGCCCCGCUGCCGGCCGGACCUCGUCAGGGGCGAGAUGUGUCCGGCGCACUGUGGCCGUCUUCCCUCCGGUCCCUCCCAUGGGUUCCCGUGACGGCUUCUGGAAAGGCCCAGCCCGGGCUCCUGGGUGAGGCCGUCUGCGCCUCACGCCGUGUGUCCCCGCAGCGCCGGCCUUGAAACCACGGAAACCAGGGACCUGGCUGUUUGUUCACAGUGAUUCGUAUGAAACCCUCACGUACCAUCCAA